AUGCACACACUGUUGUUCCUGAGUACACGGCAGGUGCUCCAGUGCCAGCUGGCCGCCUGCGAGGCCCUGCCCCUUCUUCCGAGAGAGCUUUUUCCCCUGCUGUUCAAGGUGGCCUUCAUGGACAAGAAGACAGUUGUGCUUCGGGAGCUGGUACACAUAUGGCCCUUCCCGUUGCUCAGCUUUCAGCAGCUGCUGCAGGAAUGUACCCACUGCAGCCGGGCGCUAUUGCUGGAGAGACCCAGCACAGAGAGCAUGCAGGCUGUGAUCCUGGGACUGACCGCCCGGCUCCACACCCCAGACACUGAGGCUGGCAUGCAACCCCUGUGCAGGAAGCACACACUGCGGGUGCUGGACAUGACGGGCCUCCUGGAUGAUGGGGUGGAGCAGGACCCAGGCACCAUGAGCAUGUGGGACUGCACUGCAGCCGUGGCCCGCACCUGCAUUGCCCAGCAGCAGGGCGGGAUGGUGGGGCCUGGGCUGGGCCCCUUGCCUGUGGAGCAGCUCGCCAGUCUGCGGCUCCACUAUGUCCAUGGGGAUUCACGGCAGCCCUCUGUGGAUGGUGAGGACAACUUCCGCUACUUCCUAGCCCAGAUGGGUCGCUUCACGUGUCUGCGGGAGCUCAGCAUGGGCUCCUCUCUCCUCUCAGGGAGACUGGACCAGCUGCUCAGCACCCUGCAGAGUCCCCUGGAGAGCCUAGAGCUGGCCUUUUGUGCUCUGCUGCCCGAGGACCUGCGCUUCCUGGCACGGAGCCCCCAUGCUGUCAACCUUAAGAAAUUGGACUUGAGUGGCAAUGACCUGUCUGGCAGCCAGCUGGAGCCCUUUCAAGGCCUGCUGCAGGUGGCAGCUGGGACACUGCUGCAUCUCGAGUUGACCGAGUGCCAACUUGCUGACACACAGCUGCUAGCAACACUCCCUGUGCUGACGCGCUGUACCAGCCUCCGGUACCUUGGCCUCUAUGGGAACCCGCUGUCCAUGGUGGGGCUCAAGGAGCUUCUGCGGGACUCUGCAGUCCAGGCCGAGCUGCGCACAGUGGUGCAUCCCUUUCCUGUGGACUGCUAUGAGGGUCUUCCCUGGCCACCUCCUGCCUCUGUGCUGCUGGAGGCUUCCAUCAAUGAAGAGAAGUUCGCCCGUGUGGAGACCGAGUUGCAUCAGCUACUGCUGGCCUCUGGCCGCGCCCAUGUGCUCUGGACCACAGACAUCUAUGGGCGCCUGGCUGCUGACUACUUCAGCCUUUGACUGCAGGUCCUGGGGUCCAGGUGUGCCAGAGGCCCUCCCUCCUGGAGGUGUGUUUAUUUCCUUGUUCCCGUUGCCUGAGCCUGCUGUUCUACCCUGACUCUUGACUGCCCUGGCCAUAAGACUGGAUCCCAGGUCCGCCUGCACGCCCGGCUUGGUUCAGAUGCAGUUUGUGGCCUUCUGCUGUUGGCGUCCUUUCUGUGGAACCUUCCUCACGCCUCAGCUGUGAACUGAGAGGGCUUCUCUGGGCCCAGCAUGAAGGCGGGUAGCCCUGCAGUGGGUGUAGAGACAGGUACUGGCUUCCACAAGGGCUGGGUCCCAGGUCUCAGGAGCUCCUUGUUAUGGUUCUCCCUUCCUGGCAUCUACGACACUGCCUGUGUGCUGGGACACUGCCUGUGUGUUGGGCGUUUGGGACCAACUUGCACUGUGUUUGGAAAUAAUAGGUUGUUAACGCUUGUGUCCUAAA
Molecule: messenger RNA, 1699 nt
Organism: Sorex araneus (European shrew)
Lineage: Eukaryota; Metazoa; Chordata; Mammalia; Eulipotyphla; Soricidae
Gene: LRRC14
Product: leucine rich repeat containing 14
Exons: 4
Coding region: 1-1236 (411 amino acids)
Cellular component (GO): cytoplasm
Molecular function (GO): kinase binding
Source: RefSeq, a predicted model, not a curated record